Messenger RNA from Alternaria metachromatica, 549 nucleotides. RefSeq lists its product as uncharacterized. Bases 1 to 549 code for a protein of 182 amino acids. Lineage: Eukaryota; Fungi; Ascomycota; Dothideomycetes; Pleosporales; Pleosporaceae. The record is from RefSeq and is a predicted model, not a curated record. The transcript is spliced from 2 exons.
AUGUCUCUCCCCCAAAGCCCAGUCGAUCCAGUCGCUCGCCUCGAAGCAGAACUCGCGCAAGAGAAAGCCGCUCAUGCGCGCACGAACAAAAAGCUCGAAGCCAUUACUCAUCUCCACGCCAAUCAGGCCAUUACUAUCAGUUCCCAGAUCGGCAUCAUCAGGUCGCAGAUCCAGAGGCAUCCCGAAGAUAUUGCGGACAUCCAGGUAGAAGCCAGGAAAGCGGAGGACGAGCCGCCAAAGCCAGUCACAUCCGAGGAGGGCAGCCUCGACCACGUUCUAGACAUUCUGGAAUCGCAUCAACAUCCUUUCCUAUUCGUUGGAUGCGCGGCACAGCGAUGGAUGGGGUCUGCCGGAACCAUGACACGUGUAUGCGAGAUUCUCAUCCGCCACAACACGCUGAAAGCCGUCGCAUCGGAUCUUUUAGCCACGUCAAGAUGGACACUCAACGAAGAUCCAGAAGAUAUUUUUGACAAUGACACAGUAUCGAAUUGCGACGCCGAUAUCGUUCUCCGGCGAACAUCCAUCGAAAACCAAGACGAAUUCCGCUAA